AUGGCGACGACGACCUCUGAGAACGUAAACGACGCAGAGACGCUCCCGGAGUUGGACGUGAUUUGGAAAAUCGUCUCCCCUGGCGAACUCGACGUUUGGCAAAGUUCGAACGCGUUUACGUUAGAAUCGGAAUUGGAUAAAAGCGAUGGAUUUUUCCACUGCUCGAACACGCUUCGGAUCCGGAAAACCGCGGACUUGUACUUCAAAACAAUCUCAAAUCACAAGAUGGUUAAAAUUGAGACGAAAACGUUGACGCACGGGAACACGCGCUCGGUGAUUUUUACCGCGGAGGCACCGACGAAAGAGGAAGUGGAUGAGAACAAGGAUUCGAUAUUUAUCCACUAUUUAUUGGUUGAGGGGAAGGCGUGUUGCGCCCACGUGUUCGCGAACUUUGAGAAGUAUCCGCUGAAGACGGAAGACGUGAUUAGUGGAGUGUUUGAUAUGCCGUGGGUGGCUAGCGAAGGGAAGCAUGAGUUUCCCGGUUUAGAUAUGUUGUGUUAG
This is a messenger RNA of Bathycoccus prasinos, 501 nucleotides long. RefSeq lists its product with no specific name. Bases 1 to 501 code for a protein of 166 amino acids. The transcript has a single exon. NCBI's taxonomy places the organism in Eukaryota, Viridiplantae, Chlorophyta, Mamiellophyceae, Mamiellales, Bathycoccaceae. The record is from RefSeq and is a predicted model, not a curated record.